Molecule: messenger RNA, 714 nt
Organism: Lineus longissimus
Lineage: Eukaryota; Metazoa; Nemertea; Pilidiophora; Heteronemertea; Lineidae
Exons: 1
Coding region: 1-714 (237 amino acids)
Source: RefSeq, a predicted model, not a curated record
AUGGCAAAAGCUAGGGUGGUUCCUUUGAAACCAGUCACAGUACCACGGUUGGAGCUCCAGGCCGCAGUGGUGUCGGUGAAGAUUAGCGACCUUUUCAACCGAGAACUGACCUACCCCAAUUUCAAGAACGUUUUAUGGACCAACUCAAAGGUUGCCAUUGGCUACAUAAAAAAUGAAGCCCGGAGAUUCCACAUUUACGUCGCCAACAGGAUCCAGAGAAUUCAUGAGUCUUCUAGCCCAAACCAAUGGAGAUACGUGGCCACAGAUGAAAAUCCUGCGGAUUUUGCUUCAAGAGGCCUAAGAGCUGACGAGUUGGCUGUCUGCAAUUGGUUUCAGAGACCACAAUUCCUCUGGCAAGAUGAAACCCCAGCAGAAACCAUCCCGCAAGAACCAAUUACAUCUGAUGAUCCAGAGGUCAGAAAGGUCAACGUCCUAGCCAAUGGAACAGCAGUGAAUACUCCGCUCCUGGAUCGACUCAACAAGUUUUCAAACUGGUCAAAGCUGACCUUGGCCAUCAGUGUUCUCCUCAACUGCUGCUCCAGGAAACUGAAGCAGGAUCAAGCAUCCCCCUUACAAGCCAGAAGAAAGGCAGAAAAGGUCUUAAUCAAGACGAUACAGAAGGAGGCAUUCAGGGAGGAACUCACCCAGCUGCAGCAGAAAGAGACUGUAAAGAGAAAUAGUCGCCUGCAUGACUUGGACCCUUUUUUUAUAUAG